AUAGACACUCUUUUUCCACCUUCACUGUUCGCUUUCAACCUCGCGACGCUAAUGAGCACCGACAGAUCCUAGAGCACACACUCUCUGCUUUUCUGAUCUGUCCUUCUCGACUCUGCGAAACUAUGCUGCUUUACUACUCGCUCGCCAUCGGCCUGAGUGCCUUCUCCUUCUCCUCUGCGCAGACAUAUCCCGCCGAUCUCGUCGGCACGUGGUCUACAAAGUCAAACAUGACAGUUACCGGCCCGAACUUCUACGACGCAGCGAAAGACGAGCUGAUCGAGCCUGCUCGCACCGGCAUCUCAUACUCGUUCACCGCAGACGGCCACUUCGAGGAAGCUUACUACCGCGCCAUCUCGAACCCCUCCAAUCCGAAAUGUCCGUCAGGAAUCAUGCAAUGGCAACACGGCAGCUGGGUCAUGAACGCCAAUGGUUCGCUUUCACUCACACCCAUCGCGGUAGACGGAAGGCAAUUGUUGAGUGACCCAUGUGCUGGGGACCAUGGGGUAUACACACGCUACAAUCAAACAGAACUGUUCAAGCAAUACCAAGUCCUCACAGACCCCUAUCACAAGGUUCCACGCCUGAAUCUAUUCGAGUUUGACGGGACUCCAAUGCAGCCGAUGUACAGGAUUUCGGUCACACCUACCAUGCUGCCAACUACCACUCUCCAUGCGCUCACCACUGCGACGGCAACAGCAGGCUCGAAGCUCAAGCGCGGACUGGGUGCCGAUGUCCCCCUGAGCUGGAGGUCGAACGGGAAGCAGAAUGAGCAUAUGAUACAUCAAAUCAAUUCGGACCGUGUGUUCUGGGUCGGCUUGACGUUCACCGGCAUUGGAGGAUUGCUUUUCUUUGGACCUAGACGGCUCGGGAUCCGACUCUGA
Messenger RNA from Zymoseptoria tritici IPO323, 881 nucleotides. Its product is annotated as ROT1-like protein. The transcript is spliced from 3 exons. The record is from RefSeq and is a predicted model, not a curated record. Bases 123 to 881 code for a protein of 252 amino acids. Gene Ontology annotation, cellular component: endoplasmic reticulum; endoplasmic reticulum membrane. Gene Ontology annotation, biological process: 'de novo' protein folding. NCBI's taxonomy places the organism in Eukaryota, Fungi, Ascomycota, Dothideomycetes, Mycosphaerellales, Mycosphaerellaceae.